This is a messenger RNA of Cuscuta campestris, 1400 nucleotides long. The record is from the annotation of a GenBank genome assembly. Lineage: Eukaryota; Viridiplantae; Streptophyta; Magnoliopsida; Solanales; Convolvulaceae.
CAGGUAUCUCGUCUAGUCUUUUGAGAUGGCUGAAGAUGGGAAGUUCCAUAUUGAAAAGUUUGAUGGUACAGAUUUUAGUUGGUGGAAGAUGCAAAUUGAUGAUUUGCUGGUUCAGAAAGAUUUGGACGUGGUAUUGGGUGACAACCCAGAAAAGAUGUCGGAUGCAAAUUGGGCAGGUUUGGAUCGGAAAGCUAUGUCCGUGAUCCGUCUCUUGUUGACCAAGAAUGUUGCCUACAACAUUCUGAAGGAGAAGACAGCGAAGGGAAUUCUGGAAGCGCUGUCUAACAUGUACGAGAAGCCAUUUGCACCGAAUAAAGUUUUUCUGAUCAGAGAGCUGGUGAACACAAGGAUGAAAGAAGGCACUUCGGUUACCGAGCAUAUCAAUAAGCUGAAUUCGAUCUUAGCCCGACUUUUGUCAGUGGGCAUUAAGUUCGAUGAUGAAGUUCAAGCUUUGCUACUGCUAUCGUCUUUACCUGAUAGUUGGUUCGGAACGGUUACAGCGGUUACCGGUUCAGUGGGACCCGAUGGAUUCACCUUUGAUCAGAUUCAAGAUCUCGUUCUUGGCGAGGAUGUCAGAAGAAAGAGUUUGGGGGAGUCAUCUGGUGAAUUGCUUCAUGUUGGUAGAGGUAGAAGAAAUAGUAGAGGUAGUGUUAGCAGGAACAGACAAAGGAGUCAGUCGAAGACUUGUGACAGCUCAGGUGUAACGUGCUGGAAGUGCAAGGAGGUGGGGCAUUUUAGGAAUCAAUGCCCGAAUGAUAAGAAACUGAACAUUGCUGAAGGCUCCGCGAGUGAUGAGGAGGUCACUCUGACUUGCUGUGAGGAAAGCAAUGUUGAUUUCUGGGUCAUGGAUUCUGGUGCUUCGUUUCAUGCUACCCACAACGGUGAAGCAUUGCAGAAUCUAGUUGUUGGGGACUUUAGAAAGGUACGACUAGCAGACGACAUAGCUCUUGAGGUGACGGGCAUGGGUGACAUGGUGUUGAAGACCCUAGUUGGUUUCUGGACUUUGAAGGAUGUCGGAGUGGUUACAGGCUUGAAGAAAAGUUUGAUUUCUGUCAGGCAGUUGGAUGAACAGGGACACGAGGUGAAGUUCAGAGAUGGGCAGUGGAAGGUCAUAAAGGGAAAUCUUGUCAUGGCACGUGGAAGGAAGAUUGGUUCAUUGUAUAUGGUCGAGUUACCAUCUGAGAGAGUGACCGUCCCAGUUCAGAAAAGAAACAAAGUCCGGUUCACAGAGUCUCGUGGGCAGAAUAAGGUUGUUUGUGCAAGAGAGAAACCUAGAGCCACAUGUCAGACACAGAAUAAGGUUGUUUGUGUGUAGAUAGUCUUUUCAAAACGCUAACGCUAAUCAAUAACAUUAUUCCCAAACAUACCUUAUAUGAACAUAAUAUAAUAAGAACUUAAAA